This is a messenger RNA of Syngnathus typhle (broad-nosed pipefish), 2557 nucleotides long. Its product is annotated as fibrinogen C domain-containing protein 1-like. Lineage: Eukaryota; Metazoa; Chordata; Actinopteri; Syngnathiformes; Syngnathidae. The coding region runs from base 1 to 1374 and encodes 457 amino acids. The record is from RefSeq and is a predicted model, not a curated record. The transcript is spliced from 7 exons.
AUGUCAGGGGUCACCAAACUACGGCCUCAGGACAUCGUCAAAGAGUUGGGCGCGCUGGUAGGGACUUUGCCCAACAGCAUCCCGGACCACAACUGCACCGACUUAGCCUGCCACUGGGCGGCGCUGCAGACCGCAUUGGCAGAGCUGAAAGCGAGUCACACGGCAAUUUCCAGCGACCUGGAGAAGAGUCAGACGGCAUUGACAGAGCUGAAGGCAGGUCAGGCGGCAUUGGCAGAGCUGAAGGCAGGUCAGGAGGCAGGUCAGACGGCAUUGGCAGAGCUGAAGGGAGGUCAGGCGGCAUUGGCAGAGCUGAAGGCAGGUCAGGAGGCAGGCCAGAACGCAUUGGCAGAGCUGAAGGCAGGUCAGACGGCAUUGGCAGAGCUGAAGGGGAGUCACACCGCGAUUCGCAGCGACCUGGAGAAGAGUCAGACCGCAUUCGCAAGGCUGAAGGCAGGUCAGGAGGCAAGUCAGACGGCAUUGGCAGAGCUGAAGGCAAGUCACAACGCGAGUCAGAGCCUGCUGGCCAAAGUCUGGGAGGAGAUUAGCAGCGACAAAGGGCUUCUGAGUCAGAGACUGAAAGACCUGAAGACGGACUACCAGAGCAUAUCUCAGGAGCUGUCACAAGAGCACAAGGAGUUACACGACUUCGGUUUGGCUUUGUCCAGCCUGCAGCAGAAGGUGGUGGAUCAGCCCACACUUAACAGGGAACUCAAAGCUAUCAUGGCCAGAGACUGCAGUCAGGUCAUGGCGGCGGGAAAGUCCCAAGAUGGAAUCCAUACCUUCUUUAUUGGGUCCGACAGCUUCGAGGCUUACUGCGACAUGAGCGUGGACGGGGGAGGCUGGACCGUGAUCCAGAGGAGAAAGGACGGCUCCGUCGACUUCUUUCGGGGUUGGAACGACUAUCGCAAGGGCUUUGGAGACCUCGCCGGAGAGCACUGGCUCGGCCUGCAAAACAUCCACGCUCUGACGGCCUCGGGCGGUUACCAGUUGCGGAUCGACUUCACCAUAUCCAACGGCAACACUUACUACGCUCUCUACGACGACUUCUCGGUGGGCCGGAACUCGCUGGACCCCGACAAGGACGGCUACCCGCUGCUUGUGAGCGGCUAUUCUGGAACCGCAGGCGAUAAAUUCACCUACCAUUCUGGGAUGAAGUUCACCACCAAAGACCGCCACCAAGACAAGUCUACUGUCAAUUGCGCCAAUAGCUGGAAGGGCGCUUGGUGGUACAAUUAUUGUCGCAUGUCCAACCUGAACGGGCUGUACAAGGCAACCGGCACCUGCGACGGUAGCAGUGCACAGUGGGAUUAUUUGGGCUCAUUAAGUUUUCCCUGCCUGAGAUUUGUGGAGAUGAAGAUCCGGCCCAGAAAGUGAGCGGUCGGCCGGCGGAGCCUGGGAAUGGCAUCCCCGUGGGAUCACGUGGGUGCUGCCCAACGUCACCCAUUUGCGCAGCGCUCGUCAAGUAAGAUGGCAGUGCGCAAAUGUGUGUCGGGUUUGGCCCGGGCAAAUUGGCUCAAGUGCAGUUCUGAAUCUCACCAGGAGCUUGACAACGAGAGAGACCUGACAAACGCUUAGUUGGAAGUUAGUUCCUCAAAAUGAAAGGGCAGUUUGGCGCUGUUGCAGUUCCAAAUUUCACCAGCAGACGGUGCCAAAUUUAGACUGACUUGACAUGGUAAAUCCAUCGUUAGAUUAGUCGAAAUUAUUGACUCUGGAAACACGACCUGUUUUGAAUGACACGCACACGCACACGCACACACACAAUCACUCACUCACUCACUUUUGGCUCAUUUUAGGAUGUUUUGCUUUGCUAUCAUAAAUCCCUUCCAUCUGUUAACAUAAGGAGUGCCCGUAAGCAUAGGUUAGCUACGAUUGAUUAUGUGUUAAGUUAGUGAGUGUUCGAUGGAGUUGUGUUUUACAAUGACAUCGAUUCAAGUAAGGGUACAUUUGACAUUUUCUUGCUUUGCCAUGAAAUAACUAACAGCUGAAGCAUUUCAAUGGCAUCUGUUAAAGUAACGGUACCCACCCAUAACCAUUGUUUAGUUAGGUUGCGUUGAUUAUUGAGUUAGGUUUCAUUUUCUUCCUUUUUGCGUCAUUUCAGUUGAAUAUUUUCAAACAUGGUUUAUUGUUGUUGAUGUCACAAGGUUGGUUGGAUGGAUGGAUCAUCAACAUGUAUUCAAUAUGGAUGUUUUAUUCGUACAUGAAUGUAUUCUCACGUGAGUAAGGACUGUUAAAGUAAUCAUCGUUUAGUUAUGUUGUGUGAAAUAUUUCAUUAAAAGUGUUUUAGGAGUUAAGUUGCAUUUUCUUUUCUUUUUUGGAACCAAAAUUUGGAUUUUGGGAACGAGGCCAACUGAUGCCUCCACCCAUUCCAGCAAUUUAUACCCUCAGUCUCCUUUUUGUCCCCUCCCUUUACGAAGGUUGAGUUUUACAAUCCAAAGAGGUUUGCGACGGCAUCAUUCUCGCUUGAAUGAGAAAUGGCGAGUGGAAUUGUCGUCGUUUGUACAAACAAUUGAGAUGUGUGACUUUUUUCCCUUAUUCAUUAAACUUUCUCUUGAUAAUC